Danaus chrysippus (African queen) is the source of this 219-nucleotide messenger RNA. NCBI's taxonomy places the organism in Eukaryota, Metazoa, Arthropoda, Insecta, Lepidoptera, Nymphalidae. The record is from the annotation of a GenBank genome assembly.
AUGGGGCGGACGCGCGGCCGGCGCGGGCGAGGCGGCGAGGGCUGCACGGGGACGGGCCGCGGCCGGGGCGCGACUGAACGAUCGACCGCGCCGCGACGCCGCCGCCCCUCCCCCGCACACCCCUCGACCGCGCAGGCGCGCCGCGACGCCGCACUCGCCCGGCCUGACCUAGUGCGGGCACGCCGCCUCGCCCGCUCUCCGCUCGCCCCCGGUCGAUGA